Molecule: messenger RNA, 1779 nt
Organism: Paramecium octaurelia
Lineage: Eukaryota; Ciliophora; Oligohymenophorea; Peniculida; Parameciidae
Source: the annotation of a GenBank genome assembly
AAAAUUCGAAAUCAAAGAAUGGAUUAUUAUUAAGAGAGUGAUAUAAUCACACUGAAUUAGAAAUACGAAAUCAAUCUAAAAAAAGUCAUCGGAAAAGGCUCUUAUGGGGUUGUCUAUGAGUGCAGGGAUUUAUCUAACCCAAACUCUGAUCAAAAAUUAUGUGCAAAAGUAAUAGAGUUUCAUAAUUUUUUAGUUUACUGAAAUCAUUCAAAAUCAAAAAUAUAGUAGGGAAUAUCAAAUAAUGUGCAUACUAAAAACAGAGGCAAAAGGAAAUCCAAACAUUAUUUAAGUGAUAGAUGUAUUGGUGCAUGAUGAGAAAUACGUCAUAAUCUAAGAAAGAUGUGAAUGUGAUCUAUUUCAUAUAAUCAAAUAAAGAAGAAUAAAUAAAAAAAGAUUUACUCCUAAAGAAGCAUUAGAAAUCAUUAAAUAAAUAAGCUAUGGAUAUAAAGCACUCUUUGAUAAGAAGAUCAUCCAUCGUGAUUUAAAACCAAGUAAUAUUCUAUUUCUGAAUGGUACUUAUAAAGUAACAUAUUCAUAAUCUCAAGAUUGCUGACUUCGGUUUUGCAAGAGUAGCUGAUCCAUAUGGAGAACAUACAAAAUUAGGAACUCGAGGAUAUUUUGCUCCUGAAAUAGCUUGGUCUUUUUCUUAUACUUGCUAAGCCGAUAUCUUCUCUGUAAUAUAAAUGUUGAUCUUAAUAGUUGGGGGUUAUCUUUUACUAAUUAAUCUUCGAUGACCUUCUAUUCAAGGCUGACACCUAUGCCGAGGCUAAAAAUUAAUUAUUCUCUUUAAAAGAGCAUCCCUUUAAAGUGAGCAGAGAAUCACUUGAAGUAUUACUAUUCAUAUUUACUCUUAGUUCUAAGUUGAUGAUUCCAUCCCUUAGUUGAUUGAAAGAAUGGUUUUGUAUAGUGAGGAGGAUAGAAUAAAUUGGAACCAAUUUUUCCAGCAUAAAUUAAUCCAAUAGAGCCUACCAAUGAAUUUAGAUAAAAGAAUGCCAACCCCAGAUACUGAGAAUGAAUAAGAACCUAUAAAAGAGAAAUCAUAAUCACUAAAGCACAAUAUACAAGUAUUUCAGAAUUCCAAAUUUUUAGCCAAUAAAUCAACCGUAAAUUUCUAAACCAAAUGAAAUAGCUUAGUAACAAUAUAUUGUUUAACCUCCUAAUACCUUUUAGAAUCAUUACAAUCAAUAAGAAUAUAUAAAUCUAUUAUGUUAACAUUACUAAAUUGGAAUUUUUAUUGUUUAGGUUGAAUAAGAGGUCUGUAACACUUUUUAAAAUAUAUUGAAUAUCAUAAAAAUUAGGAAUAAUUUAAUUUAAAUGCCUACUUACUGGUUCCUCCAUCUAAGAAGAAUACUAUGCAAUUUAGCUUUAAUCUUUCUUAAUAGUGCUAAAAAUGGAUAAUUGCCAUUUUUUAAUCUCAAAUAAGAUAUUGAAAAUUUCUUUAUUAAAUAAUAAGUAAUUUUUAUUUAUCAAUAAUAAGAAUUUAAAAUAGGAAUUUCAAGCUAAUAAUUUAUAAUAUUUUGAAGAAAACCUUGGAUUUCAGAAUUUGAAUAAAUUUAUUUAAGACAUAAAGCAGUUCAUGAUACUACUUGAUCUGAUAUAAUAAACUAAGAAUAUCCACUAUUUUCAAUAUCAAAGGUUAUAUAUAAUUAAUAGAUUAUUAGGCUAAUAUAUACUUUACAUAAGUUAUCAGAAGCAAAUGACAAAAAUUUAUAUUACACUAUUUUGAAAACUAGCUAAGAGCACAACGAUGAAAAUUUAAUAAAAUAAAUUUAUUAAUGA